Messenger RNA from Aureobasidium uvarum, 1821 nucleotides. The record is from the annotation of a GenBank genome assembly. Lineage: Eukaryota; Fungi; Ascomycota; Dothideomycetes; Dothideales; Saccotheciaceae.
AUGAUCGAUGAUGAUAUCGACUAUCUGAGCACGAACCUUUACGAUGCCAUCAUAAUUGACGACGACGACGAUGACGUAGAAUUCAUCUCUGUGCAAGGACCAUUUGUCGACGAUGAGGUCCGUUGGGGUGCACCUGGGCCCCCACGCUCUCACAUCAGAACGACCAGAAGACAAACAAAACCUUUUGUCGCCUACGAGCCCAGAACCAGGCCCGUCACUAACCCAUCUUCCCUGCAAGGCCACUGGAUCACGGACACUUUUUGUCUUGUUUCUGGUCUCGUUGUCGAGCUCAGACAAGACUCCAGCGCACCCUUCAAGUGUGGCGACUUUCUCAGCAUCGAAAGUGUCUACGAAGAUCUGGACACUCAUGCAGUCUAUCUCAGAGGCCUUCUCUAUCGUCGUGCAAAGACCUUGGAUGGCAUGCUCCCGAAAAAGCUCAACGAAGUGUAUCAGGUCUUGCAACAGAAUCUGGAAGAUCCCCGUCCCAUCAGUAUCCAAUCUCUCCACGACGUCCCGGUCAGUCUAGCUGUCCGCACCCGCUGCUUGAAACACACCAAUGCCCCAUUUCCCGAGAACAGCUUCCGUACGCAUGAAGACAUGCAUGGACAAACAGAUGAGUUCCGUCGAGACAAUGCGCAGCUCACAUGCCGUUGGAAGAGGCUGUUCCAGUACACUUGCUCGACAGACUUGAAGACCGGUUACCCCAAGCAGCAGUCUCUCCAGAGACUCACCGAUGUUGAAUGUGAUGAGGGUUUUGGCGUUUCGGACGUUGUGCUACGCAAAGCUGUUCCAAAGAUCGAAGCAGACCUUGCCGUUAUCGACCUUACCGCGGAAGAGGCAGUCGAUCAAGACGCUCAGCAGCUAGCGAACAUGCUUAGCAAAACGCACAUCUAUGAUACAAGCACCGAUUCUGCAUACACCUUUGGUGACUUUUUCUGCGGAGCAGGUGGUGUCUCCGUCGGAGCUAGAGAGGCGGGCUUCAAAAUCGUUUAUGGCGUCGACCAUGACAGGGAUGCUUGCGCAACCUAUCGUCUGAACUUUCCUGGCACAACCGUCUUCGAGGAAGAUGUCAACCACAACUUGACCGUUAGAAAGGAAAAUGCACACGUACGCUGCGUCCAUAUGUCCACUGUGUGCAAAACCAUCUCUACUGCAUACACCGUUAGAGGUAGAAACCACGACGCGAACGAGGCAACCCUCUUUACUAUCUCGGAUAUCCUUCGCAAAGCCACACCAAUGGUCGCUACACUUGAGCAGACCUUUGGCGCUCUUAAUCAAGGCAAGAUGCAGCUCUUCAACGCUUUCGUCUGGCAGUUCACCUCGAUGAACUAUUCGGUCAAAUGGGCUGUUCAUACUCUAUCUGAGUACGGUGUUCCACAGGCACGCAAGCGCCUCAUCAUGAUCGCCGCUUGUCCUGGACAUCCUCUGCCUGACUUCCCAAUGCCUACGCACGCCCCUUCAACCGAAAACCCUGUUCCAGACCUGGCUCCUUACAGCCCUGACCAGUUGGUCCGAGGUUGCAUUACCACUAGCGGUGGGCAAAAUAAUUGGCACCCAAGCGGUACGCGUCACUUCACGGAGCGUGAGUAUGCCUGUCUUCAGACAUUCCCUUUGAAUCAUGUCUUCUUGGGCACCAGAUCUUCGGUUGUGCAGCAGGUUGGAAAUGCAGUUCCACCUGCCUUUUCUCAAAAGCUCUUUGAGAGUAUACGCAAGACAUUCGAAGAGAUCGACACGCAAGAUCGCCAGAGGGCCGAACCUAUCCUGGUCGAUGAUGAUGAGGAUAUGAUGGACGAACCCAGGAUUGUUGUGGAUCUGGAUUGA